CUCUCGCUGCCAAGUAGUACCCGCGCAACAAAAGAGCUAGCUUGAUCGCAGCGCGCAGCACCAUGGCCUGCCAAUUACAGCAAACAAUGGCCACGACAACUACAUUCUCCCGGACGUCGUCACCGUCAACGGUGCGUUGCUCGGCUGCAGCUCGGCGGUCCGCCAACUACGCUCCCAACUCCUGGAAUUACGACUCCCUCCUCCAGCUCUCACCCAACAAUGGCGGACAAGCAGAUCAAGUCGAUAAAUUGAAGGCCGGCGUGAGGGAGCGGCUGGUAGCGGCGAGCGGAGGCGGCCACCAAGCUGCGAAGCUCGGGCUAGUCGACACGGUGCAACGGCUCGGCAUCGCCUACCAUUUUGAGGAGGAGAUCGACGGAAUCCUCAGCUCCGUCUACCGCGAGCCUCACCGGUGCAGCUGGGAUGAUGGUGACGUUGCUUCCGCGGCCUUGAGGUUCAGGUUACUCAGGGACAGUGGAUUCCCAGUCUUCUUCCCUCCAGAAUCUCUAGAAGAUCUCAAGCACCGAUCAGAUGAUGUCAAGGGGCUCCUCUCACUCUACGAGGCUUCAUACCUUGCGUUCGGAGGCGAGGAAACAUUGGACAAGGCUAGAGAAUUUUCUAGAAAAGCUCUCAGAGAGCACCUGUCAUCCAUGGAUCACCACUUACGCCGCAGUGUGGUUCAUGCUUUGGACCUUCCGUUGCACUGGAGGUCUCCUAGACUAGAAGCAAGAUGGUUCAUAGAUCACUACUCUAGAGAUGAGAACAAUUCCGACCCGUUGCUCCUUGGAUUUGCAAAGGUGGACUUCAACAAUGUGCAAAGUGUGCAUCAGGAAGAACUCGCAAGAUUGGCAAGGUGGUGGAAGGGGACCGCCCUCAGUGAAAAAUUGGGGUUCGCGCGGGAUCGCCUCAUGGAGUGCUUCCAUUGUGCAAAUGGAGUUGUGUGGGGACCAAAUGAUGGAGCAUGUCGGGAAGUGCUUGCUAAAGUUGCUAAUCUAAUAAUUCUCUUAGAUGAUGUUUAUGAUGUGUAUGGAACUCUGGAUGAACUCGUCCUUUUCACCGACGCCAUUGGGAGAUGGGAAGAAAGGCCUAGUGAAAUGCUCCCGGAAUACAUGCAAGCACUCUAUUCCGUCAUGUACAACACAUCCGCCGAGGUGGCUGAAAACGUGUUGAAACAAGAUGGUUGCGAUGCUCGUUAUUUUCUUCAGAAAGCGUGGCGAGACAUGGCGGAGUCAUUCCUGAUGGAGGCAAAAUGGCACCAUGGAAACCACACACCAACACUACAUGAGUAUCUAGAGAAUGGAUCAAUUUCAGCAUCUGCCCCAUUGCUACUGCAACAUGCGUUUCCCCUGCUCCGCCUAGAAGAAAAGCUCACCUCAAUGUCUCUUGUUAAAGUUGGAAGCUACCCAAAAUUAGUUCAGUCUGCAUCGUUAGUUCUUCGUCUCUGCAACGACUCUGCAACCCACUCUGCUGAGCUGGAGCGAGGGGAUGCACCGUCAUCAAUAGCUAUUCACAUGUCAGAGAACAGCUCCAGUGAGCAAGAGUCCCGCGAAGCCAUGGAAGAUCUUACCAUGGCAACUUGGAAGUCGAUUAACGAAGAUGCAUUUAAACAUUGCCAAUUUUCUACAUCUUUUGCCAAGACUUGCGUGAAUUUGGCUCGAACCUCACAUUGUGUUUACCAAGGUGGGGAUGGUUUUGGUGCACCGGAUGGUCAGAAGAGAAGGCAAAUCAGAGAGUUGUACUUGGACCCUUUCAUGAGUGAGAAACAUUGAGCCCUAAAGAAAUUAGACACAUCUCUUACAAAUC
This is a messenger RNA of Hordeum vulgare subsp. vulgare (domesticated barley), 1800 nucleotides long. Its product is annotated as alpha-terpineol synthase, chloroplastic-like. The coding region runs from base 63 to 1766 and encodes 567 amino acids. Gene Ontology annotation, biological process: diterpenoid biosynthetic process. The record is from RefSeq and is a predicted model, not a curated record. Gene Ontology annotation, molecular function: magnesium ion binding; terpene synthase activity. The transcript has 7 exons. NCBI's taxonomy places the organism in Eukaryota, Viridiplantae, Streptophyta, Magnoliopsida, Poales, Poaceae.